This is a messenger RNA of Cannabis sativa, 948 nucleotides long. RefSeq lists its product as uncharacterized. The record is from RefSeq and is a predicted model, not a curated record. The transcript has a single exon. NCBI's taxonomy places the organism in Eukaryota, Viridiplantae, Streptophyta, Magnoliopsida, Rosales, Cannabaceae. The coding region runs from base 1 to 948 and encodes 315 amino acids.
AUGGAUAAAAGUUGGAUAUGGUCUAAUAACAAAUUAUCAGAAGAAUAUACCAACGGGGUUAGUACUUUUAUUAACCUCGCACGUAGUCACUUGAAUGAUGAGAAUAAAACUCCUUGUCCUUGUACCGAUUGUGUGAACUUCUACUAUCACGAAUUAGAAACAGUAGAGCGACACUUAUGGGUCAAUGGUUUUUCUAAAUCUUAUACAAACUGGGUAUAUCACGGCGAGGACGAAACUGCUUCAAGCUUCAAUAUUGAUGAUUUAGAGUCAGACAUAAAUGAAGACAACGAAGAUUCUGAGGAGGAGGAUGAUGAAAUGUUUGACGUUAUUGAAGAUAUUACUGGAGGAGUAAAUUUUGAAACUAAUCAAAAUGAUGAAAUUGGAGGGGAGGAAACUUAUUACAAUGAACCUACAAAUUUUAAAGAAUUAUUUGACGAAGUAGAGAAAGAAUUAUAUCCAGGGUGUUCACAAUUUUCUUCUUUAACAUUUUUGGUGAAAAUGAUGCAUAUCAAGGUGCUUAAUAAAAUGAGUGACAAAUGUUUCGAUAUGAUACUUGAAUUACUUUGUCAAGCUUUUCCGACUGAUCAUAAGCUGCCAAAGUCUCAUUACGAAGCUAAGCGAAUGUUACGCACUCUUGGAUUGGGUUAUGAGACAAUUCAUGUAUGUAAAAAUGAUUGUACUCUAUUUUGGAAAGAAUAUAAAGAUGCUACAGAAUGCCCUACUUUUGGAUUUUCAAGGUACAAACAUAAAGGAAAGAAGAAAAAGAAUGUACCGGUAAAAAAAAUGCAUUACUUUCCAAUUACUCCACGUCUACAAAGACUUUUUAUGUCACGACAUACGUCAGAUGAAAUGAGGUGGCACAAAGAAAAGCGUGUAAAAACUGAAGGUGUACUUAGACAUCCUGCAGAUGGAGAAGCUUGGAAAGAAUUCGAUAAACAAUUUCCAUAA